Molecule: messenger RNA, 5229 nt
Organism: Caenorhabditis auriculariae
Lineage: Eukaryota; Metazoa; Nematoda; Chromadorea; Rhabditida; Rhabditidae
Source: the annotation of a GenBank genome assembly
AUGAAAGCUCCGACCUUCAACCCGGACUGGGAAAAAGAAAAGGAGAAAGUUCGUGAUUUCCUCGACAAUUACUACACCGAAGAUGAUGACGGCGCGAAGGUUAUUAAAAAAAAACUUCAUAUUAAGAAUUUUAAAUGAAAAAAAAAAUGAUUUAGGUGUUUGUGUAUCGAGAUGAGACAAUGCAGCUGGCUCAAAGAGACAAAGUCGAGAUGGUCGUCCGACUGGAACAUGUUCGUGAGCAUGAUCCUGAACUAGCGGACAGCAUAACCAGUAACGCGAAAAGGUUGACAGCUCAAAAAAACCAAAUUGUGCUCAAACAAAAAAUUUCAGAUACGUCAAGUUGUUCAACGAAAUCAUCCAGGCGAUGAUAAUGACGUUCCGAGGGGAUAACUUGGUUUUCAAACUCUGAAGGAUAACUCGAUGAACUCUCGAAAAUUUUCAGCCUGUUGUGAAAGACGCUCUGGACGCAUUCACGUUCCAACGCGCCUACAUGGAUAAGCACGAAGGAGCUCAAGACCGCGAGAAUGUCAGUAUUGAAGAGAGAUUGAAGCAGUACCCACCACAGCUCCUGCAAAGAUUGUGAGAUUAGGAAUAUUUUUGAAGUAGUUUUUAUUUUUUUCAGCGAAGUUUACUUCGAAAAUGAUAGUCUGAGGGAGAUGUCGGUAAGGUCAGUAAAGGCUUCGAACAUCGGACAGCUGGUGACGAUGCGUGGCCUCGUCACCAGGGCCACGGAAGUCAAACCGUGCGUCCAAGUGAUGACCUACACUUGCGAUACUUGUUCUGCUGAAGCCUAUCAGCCUGUGAGUUUAAACAAAAUCAGAGUAUUCAGGUAUUUUUAGAAAUUUUGGUCAAAAAGAACAUUCAGCUCAGUACUUUAGUUCCGAAGCAUCCUCGUUUGAAAUUAGAUGUUUUUUUCGUCGUUUUUUAUUUUUAGAUUACGACUCGCACAACAUGUUGAAAGUUCGUGUAGGUGUAGCUUUGAAACCUUUUCGAGAACUUUACAGUCCAAUCUUUUCUCCUUCGAUCUCUAGAAAAUCCCUGCUUUUGUUUUACGCCAGAGAGCGGUUCAGGAAUCUUCUCUCAGUUUAGAAAUUUUUGCGAGAAUAUUGAUAAUUUCAGUUAUAUUCCAAAGAAAGAAAUAGGAUUUAAAAAAAUGUUGCAGGUGAACGGUCCAUUCUUCACUCCGCCGCAAAAUUGCCCGAACAAGGACUGCGUCGAAUCGAAAGCUCACGGCCGUCUUCAUAUGCAACUCCGAGGCUCGAAGUUCAUCAAGUUCCAAGAGAUCAAGCUCCAAGAAUUGGUUUUUCAAGAGAAAAUUGUGAAUUGAUAAUCCUAUGUUUCCAGUGUGAACAAGUCCCAAUGGGGUCCAUUCCCCGGCAAAUCACCGUUCAUUUGUACGGCGAGAUGACCCGCCGUUGCAAUACUGGAAACAAUGUACGCGUGAGCGGGAUUUUCCUGCCCCUGGCUCGGUCAGGAUUCCAGCCAACCGGUGGCCUCACCGCUGACACUUAUCUCGAAGCUCAUGUAAUUCUAAAACAGAAAAUGAUCAAUUUUCAACUAAAUUUUUGCUUAGAAUGUCGUAAAUUUGGACGAGAACCCUACGUACGCCGGAAUCGAAUCGGAGGAGCUUCAAAUUCUGAAACGCGGCGAUUGCUACGAAAUUCUGGCCCAGUCGAUUGCGCCAGAAAUUUAUGGGCUCGUCGAUGUCAAAAAGGCGCUUUUGUUGGCACUCGUUGGAGGCAGCGACAACGUUUCUGAAGGGAUGAAGAUUCGAGGUACGCAGAGAAAUGAAUUUCAAACAUUACCUAAAAUCGAUAGAUAAGAAAUUUUGGACUUUUCGAGUUGGGGUUUGCGCAGAAUUCAUUCAAAGGUGGAACUUGUUUUGUGCGAAUUUGUGAAUUUUUUCAUCGGUAAUCUUGAAAAUUAACUGAUAAUUGAGUUUUUUUCAAGCCAUUAGUGAGAGUCAACUGAAUUUUUAAGAUCAAUUUUGUGAGUUACACAAUAUGAUCAAAAGAUGCGAUUGUGUUUUCCUCCACCGAAAAAUGAUAAAACCUAACUUCCAACUUUAAACACAUUCUCCCAGAUUCAGGAUGAACCGUUGGUACAAGAAUUUCAAAUUCCGUUAGAUGAAGUUAUUAUCACAAUUACUAGACAUAGUGUGUAAACUUUUAGGCUAGUUACUGUAAGGCUCCGCCCCUUACUGGGUUACGGUAGAUCUUUUAAUGGGAAAUUCCAACUUUUCUUCUAGCUGACGGUUCGACUAUUUUUUUCGAAGUUCAGAGAAAAGUAUUUUGAAGCCUUUUUUAGCUCAAAAAACUUGAAAAAAAUUCAUUUUUUUCUGAAAAAGUAGUCGAUGUUUUCCUUUUUUGGGCGGUCGCGAACCAAAAUGUUGGGAAAUUUUUUUUUUCAUACUCUUGAAAGCUUCCAGCCUUCCUAUCUUUACGUGAAGUUUAUCUCGGACGAUAUUUUUACAAUCCAAUUUCAGGCCGUAUCAACGUUCUGUUGAUGGGAGAUCCCGGUGUGGCGAAAUCCCAACUUCUGAGUUAUGUCCACAGACUUUCUCCUCGUUCUCAAUACACUACCGGAAGAGGAUCUUCGGGCGUUGGUCUGACGGCGGCCGUCAUGAAGGACCCCUUGACUGGAGAAAUGGCUCUGGAAGGAGGCGCUUUGGUGAAUAUUUGAUAUUGAUUUUUCGGAAAUUUCAAGUUUUAGGUAAAUCACAACAACAAAAACAACCAUUUCCAAUAAACCUAGUAUUUUUUCCCCAUUUUGGCAUAUUGUUUGAAAUAUUUUGAAUUGAGAACCUUCGGAAGCUCAUUAAAAAUGUUUACAUUUGAUCGAGAAGUCUUAGAUUAAAUUGUCAAAAAGCUAAAUCCAGCAAAAUUUUUGUUGAGCGAAAAAGUGAACUUUCAAAAUUUCUGAGCUUCAGGUCCUCGCCGACGGCGGCAUCUGCUGCAUCGACGAGUUCGACAAGAUGAUGGACGCCGACCGGACGGCAAUUCACGAAGUUUUCCUCUUUCCGAUUCCAUUUCUUCAUUUCUUUCUUCAGGUCAUGGAACAGCAGACAAUAUCCAUCGCCAAAGCCGGAAUCAUGACGACUUUGAACGCGAGAACGGCUAUUGUGGCGGCGGCCAACCCGGCCUACGGGCGCUACAAUCCUUCCAAGUCCAUCGAACAAAAUGUCAACCUUCCGGCCGCUCUCUUGUCUCGGUACAAAUUUUGUUAUAUUGGAAAAUUUGCCGUGUUCAGGGUGAUUUCCGCGGAAUGCAGAAUUUCAGUUAAUUUUUACUCUGACGGUUAUUUUGGAUUCCGCGGAAUCACCUUGAUCACAUUGAAAUUUUCUAAAAAAUUCUCCGAUCAAAUUUUUUAGUAUCAUUGAUAACAAGUACCUGAGAGUCAAUCGGUAGCUUUAGAUUUAUGAAAAAAAAGGAGUUUCUUUUUUUUGGCUUGGCUUAAAAACUUUAAACACAAUUUUUCUAUCUGUUUCUAAGGAGGUUACCGUAGAAAGAAAUUGAAAAAAAAAUCUGUUGAGGUUCAAAAUGCGUGAAAAACGGCCAGAAGAAAAUUUUCAACUGCUGGAAUACCAUAUUAUUUUUUCACAUACUAUCAUUGAUUUCUUUUUCAGAUGCGACUUCAUCAUUCUGAUUCCCGACAAGGCUGAUCGCGAGAAUGACAAAACUCUUGCCGAACAUAUUACUUUUGUCCAUCAACACGGACAUCAUCCAAACAGAGAAAAGCAGGAGACCAUCUCGGAUGAGACUUUAAGGUUUGAAAUGGCAAAAGAAAGUCAUUUUGGAAAUAACAAGUUCCAGUUAAAAAGUUUGAAAAAAAUAAUUUUUUUCAAAGAAUUCCUGGAAUAACUAGUUUUAAAAAAUGUAUAUUUUUACUUACCAAAGUUUUUAAGUCUCUAAAACAUCUUUUUUUAAAUGUUAGUAGAGCUUUACGAUUUAUGUUGAAAUAUCUUGAAGGUGAAGGAGUUUUUAAAAAAAUAAAAAAAAUAAAAAAAGUUUUUUUAGGGAAUACAUCCAACUGUGCCAGACGAAAAACCCAACAAUCGACCCAUCUUUGUGUGGAAGAAUUGUCGACGCCUACGUCGAAAUGCGUCGCGAAGCCCGCCACAGUACCGAUCCCAUGUUCAUGUCGCCCCGAAUGGUUCUCUCCAUUAUCAGGUGCGAAAAUUGGGCAGAGAAGUUUCGCGAAGAGCAGUUUCGCCUAAUUCAAAUAGUUUUUUAGUCUUCAAAGUGUUCCUGGAUUCUUCCAAAAUAUGAAAUUUAUCAAAUUAUCAACUUGACUGUUAAAUUAUCACCUCGAAUGUACAAAGGUCGUGGAAAGCAAUAUAGAAAAAUGAUUUUUCGAGUUUUCUGAUGUAUUUAUACACCUGAAACAGUUCGAAAAAACUUCUUUAAUUGUGGAAUCAAGCGAAACGUGAAGCCAUGAACGAAUAAAAGUUUACGCAGCGUUAAUUUGAGACCGUAAUAAUUGAGCAGACAAACUUGAAAUUUUUGUUUCAUCGGCCUGCAAAUCUUGUGGGCUGGAAGUGUUGAAAGAAAUUCGAUAUCUGCUUUGUAAAAACAAUUACCUGAAAAGGGACGAAGAUUGAACUUCAGAAUGGCCACUGCUCGUGCCAAGCUACGUUUGGCGGAUACGGUUAACGAGGCCGACGUCGAGGAAGCUCUGCGACUGAUGCAGUUCGCCAAGGACUCGCUCAGACCGUCCCAAAAUCGCGUCGAAAAGUUGAUUUUAUUCGAAAAAAUAUGUUAAUUCGAGUUUUCCAGGAAAAUGUCGCCGAUCGAUGCUGCGUUCGCGGUUCUACGUGAGAUUUAUCACAAUCAGGGAGCAUCAGAGCCGAUUUCUCUGCAGACUGCCGUGCAGAGGUGAACUUUAGAGACUAAAAGUUCAGAAAAAAGGGAUUUUCGUCCUUGAUGAGAUCGUAAAUGCGGCAUUUUGGUGACCGAAUUUUAAAAAAAAACGAUUUCCAUUUGUCUGUUUAAAAUCAUUAUUAUCUGUACGGAUUUUUAUGAUGAAGUACUGAAGAAAAAAUUGAAUUAACCUGAAGUUGGAAAUUUCUGUAUUUUGAUAGAUCCUCAGAGAUUUCAAUAAAAUAGAGAAUUUAGAUGCGCCCGGAAGGGAAUCAGCGAGCAGGCGCUCCAGAACUGCAUCGACCAAUAUUCGGCGAACGGAGUCAUCAUGUCGGAUCGACAACAACGUAUCAUUUUCUGUAUGAACUAA